CUGCUUGGUGGUAAAUAUUUCCGAGCAGAGGGGGGCAGGACGACCCCGACUGGCAGCGGUGCAGUCGAAAUACGUGACCAGUGUUUGUGUUUUUAACGUGCUUUUCAUGGUGUGAUGCAGCUGAAUGGGGGAAAUUGCGUAAGUGUUUUCAGUAGCGGAUCAGUAGCCCGUGCAUCGGCGUGAGAGCCCGGCCGAGCUCCGAGCAGAGGCGGGAAUGGAGCGGAGCGACGGGGACGAGAAUGAGAGCUGCGCGUCCCAACAGAACACGAUGUGGAAACAGUUCCAAGCCAAAGCCAAGCCGCUGCUCAGCCCCAAGCUGGGCGCCAGAGACCCGGAGGACAAGAAGGAGCGGGGCAUGUGGAUGUUCAAGAAGAUGAAGCGGAAGGAGAACGUCGUCCUGGACCGGGUGAUCUCCUCCUCACAGCCCGACCUGCUCUUCUCCUCUCAGGUAGAUGUGGAGGCGAAGGAGGCUCAUCUCUGCGGCAAAGCGGCGGGGAGCGGCUCCGGACUCGGCCGGGAGAAGCUGCAGUCGUCCUCCAAGUACAAGACUUCCAGCCCGAACAAACCCACCGUGGCUCAGCUGGUACAGUCCCACCAUAAGAGCUCCUCGCUGGGGUCUGCGUGCCUGGAGAAGCUGGCCGAGCCACCGGGUGCCCCAACCACCGAGAAGGAGUGA
Messenger RNA from Seriola dumerili (greater amberjack), 676 nucleotides. RefSeq names its product multiple C2 and transmembrane domain-containing protein 1-like. Lineage: Eukaryota; Metazoa; Chordata; Actinopteri; Carangiformes; Carangidae. The transcript is spliced from 2 exons. The record is from RefSeq and is a predicted model, not a curated record. Bases 215 to 676 code for a protein of 153 amino acids.